CUUAAAAUUAUAAUCUCAUCAAACCAUAGCUGGCAGCAUAUGAAUCUUAUCCCCACAUUCUCAUUCCCCUGAGUGAGUCAUAAAAAGCUUAAUUUGCCUCUGCUAGCUGCCACUGCCUACCAAUUAUUCACAUUUCACACCCCCCAACAAUAAUGGAACAAAAAACAACCUCUUCUUCAUGCCUUCUAUUCUCAAUUCUUUCUUUUCUUUUCAUCUUUCUUUCAUGUUUCUCAGGAUCUGUUGCUGCUUACAAAAAUUACACAGUAGGAGAUUCUUUAGGCUGGUUUGACACUCUUGAAAAGCCUAAUGUUAAUUACCAGAAAUGGGUUGCCAAAAAAGAAUUCAGCUUGGGAGAUUUCCUCAUUUUCAACACAGACAACAACCACUCUAUUAUUCAAACAUACAAUUCCACCACAUACAAAUCAUGUGAUUAUAAUGAUGCACAAGACAAGGACACAUUCCAGUGGUCAUCACUUGAUCCAUCCAACGCUGAGACACAUACCGUGGCAGUUCCUUUACUAAAGGAAGGUUUAACAUAUUUCUUCUCAAGUGAUUAUGAUGGUGAGCAAUGCAAAAAUGGACAACGUUUCAAAAUAAAUGUGACUCAUGGGGAAGGGUUGCCCAAGAGUCUUCAAAAUCCAGACGAUUCUCCAUCUCCUGUUAGUCCAGUGUCCGGUGACGAUGAUUCGGCACCAGACACAAUCGUUCCUUCCAAUUUCAACAAUCCUAAAGAAGAUAGUGAUGAUGAAAAAUCUAGUGAUAAAGACAAAGACACAUCUAAUUCUAUUUCGUUGAUAAAGUAUACACAACUUCACAACAUGUUGUACGGGUCUCUUGUCUUGUUAGGGAUGUUUUUCUUGCUUUAGUAAGUUAAUACACCUUUAAUUAAUUUAUUUUAUAGUAAUUUUUUUUAUAAAAGUUAUUAUUUCCAUGUUUAAUUUUUAUUAGGCACGUGGUGUGAGCUAGUAGGAUAUACCGUAUAUGUUAUUGUUGUAUAAACUUCAAAAUAUACCUAUGUUGUAAACUUUAAAUAAUAUAUGAAGAAAAAACAAGAGUUCAUAAAAUAAUUUCA
Molecule: messenger RNA, 1072 nt
Organism: Cicer arietinum (chickpea)
Lineage: Eukaryota; Viridiplantae; Streptophyta; Magnoliopsida; Fabales; Fabaceae
Product: early nodulin-like protein 18
Cellular component (GO): plasma membrane
Molecular function (GO): electron transfer activity
Source: RefSeq, a predicted model, not a curated record